ACUCACUCAUUGCUAGCUGUCUCGUCAUACCACUAUUCUAUCUGGGAACAAGAUCGAUCAUCAUUAUUAUCCAUCAAGAUGUCUGGGCCUCAGUGCUGUGAGAAUCCACCCACUUUGGAUCCAAGCGCCGGGGUUGGGUCCGUGGUGGAGCUGGGUGGCCUCAACUCAUAUGUUACAGGUUCUUCCAAUUCCAACCUCGCUAUCAUCCUUGCCUCCGACGUUUUUGGUUAUGAAGCUCCAAAUCUCAGGAAAAUAGCUGACAAAGUUGCAGCUAAUGGAUAUUAUGUUGUGGUUCCUGAUUUCUUCUAUGGAGAUCCCUUUGUUUCUGGCAGCCAGCCCAUGGAUGACUGGCUUCAAGAGCAUGGAACAGACAAGGGAUUUGAAGACGCGAAAUCUGUAAUUGCUGCUCUAAAGAGUAAAGGAAUCUCUUCGAUAGGCGCUGCAGGGUACUGCUGGGGUGCUAAGCCAGUUGUGCAGCUGGCUCAGUCCAAGGAUUAUAUUGAAGCUGCAGUUUUAUUGCACCCAUCAUUUGUUACAGUGGAUGAUAUCAAGGAGGUGAAGGUUCCUAUUGCUAUUUUGGGGGCUGAACUUGACCAACUAACUUCACCAGAGAUUAUUAAAGAAUUUGAAGAGAUCCUUUCAUCACAAUCUGAGGUGGAUUACUUUGUGAAAAUCUUCCCUGGUGUUGACCAUGGAUGGACCAUAAGGUACAAUGAUGAAGAUGAGAACGCUGUGCAGAGUGCUGAAGAAGCCUAUCAAGACAUGUUGAAUUGGUUUAUUAAGAACAUUAAGAACUAAUAAUGUUUAGUACACAAUUAAGUCAUGAACCAUGUGCAAUUUUUAGUACAAUAAGUGUUUGAAUGUACUUUGUCGGGUAAACUAUGUGUAAUUUUUAGUACAACUAAGUAUUUGAAUUUGCAAAGUAUCUGGUGGUUUGAUGA
Messenger RNA from Ipomoea triloba (trilobed morning glory), 941 nucleotides. RefSeq names its product endo-1,3;1,4-beta-D-glucanase-like. Lineage: Eukaryota; Viridiplantae; Streptophyta; Magnoliopsida; Solanales; Convolvulaceae. The transcript has 7 exons. Bases 79 to 798 code for a protein of 239 amino acids. The record is from RefSeq and is a predicted model, not a curated record. Gene Ontology annotation, molecular function: hydrolase activity.